UGGAAAGGAGAGGACCACCAAGAGGGGCACAAUGUAGUAGAGUAGUGAAACUGCUCCUAGCCACCGCCUCAGAGUCAGAGGAACAGGCAGUAACUGUGUAACACAUUUGAAAAUGGCAUACCUGCUUAUGUUUGUGACCCUGCUGCAUCUCAUCACUCUGGCCAUGCUGUUCAUUGCAACCAUGGAGAAGUCGUGGUGGGUGUGGGACGGCAUGGAGAACUCAGACCUAUGGUACAACUGCAGGUUUGACAACUCCACAGGAACCUGGCUUUGUUCUUCCUCCAAAGAAACUGAGUGGCUGCAGGCCGUUCAGGUGCUGAUGGUUCUCUCCGUGGUCUUCUCUUCCAUCUCCUUCUUGGUGUUCCUGGGUCAGCUGUUCACCAUGUCUAAGGGGGGACUCUUCUAUUUCACUGGACUGUGUCAAGUCUUUGCAGGCCUCACAGUGUUUUCCGCAGCGCUCAUCUACACGCUGCACAAGAAGGAAAUCCUUCCUACCUCCAAAGAGCUGACUUCAGGACACUUUGGCUACUGCUUCAUCCUGGCCUGGGUGUGUGUGCCUCUGUUGCUGUGUAGUGGCAUCAUAUAUAUCCACCUGCGUAAAAAAGAGUGACCAGAAACAUGAACACAUCAUCAGCAGCAGCUAGGAAAGAAAAAAAAACAUAGUGAACAAACUUGUGCCUAUGUGAUGUGAUGAUGUGUUUUUGGAUCUUAGAUAUAUGUAUAUCAGAAAAAAAGGAUCAAGUAUUUUUAAGAUAGCAAUGAAUUAUCUGCAUAAAUGAAGGCUUAUCUUCUGUUUUAAGGCAUUUUCCUGUUUGUUUGUGUUUUCUACUGUUAUUGUAUAUUGACAAAGGAAGACAAAUAUGAAAGAACAAUUCUCUUUUUUAUUAUUAUUUUAGCAUUGUAGGGCUAAUACGGCAUUUUCCUUCAAAUAUAUCUAUUUAAUCAGUGCUCUUGACAAAAUCAUCGAUUAGGACAAUGUUGUGUUGUCAAUUUAUUGUCCCAGUGUAUUUUAAGUACACUUAUUGUUUAAAAAUUUUUUACUAAAUAAAAGUCACUUUUGAUACCAA
This is a messenger RNA of Solea solea (common sole), 1067 nucleotides long. RefSeq names its product epithelial membrane protein 3-like. The record is from RefSeq and is a predicted model, not a curated record. The transcript has 5 exons. The coding region runs from base 113 to 610 and encodes 165 amino acids. NCBI's taxonomy places the organism in Eukaryota, Metazoa, Chordata, Actinopteri, Pleuronectiformes, Soleidae. Gene Ontology annotation, cellular component: plasma membrane.